Molecule: messenger RNA, 588 nt
Organism: Camellia sinensis
Lineage: Eukaryota; Viridiplantae; Streptophyta; Magnoliopsida; Ericales; Theaceae
Source: RefSeq, a predicted model, not a curated record
AUGAGGGAGUUUAAUGAGUUAAUUGAUAAUCUUGAAGUGGCCGAUUUACCAAUGAUGGGAAGAAAAUUUACUUGGUGCAAUUCUCAGGAGGGGGAGAAGUGGAGUCGAAUUGACAGGUUCUUGCUUAGUCCAGAAUGGCUACAAAUGUUUAAUUUUAAACUUUGGGGGCUGCCUCGGAAGGUCUCAGAUCACUGUCCUAUUCUGUUGAUGGAGGAUGAGAGAGAUUGGGGCCCAACUCCUUUUCGAUUUCUAAAUGCUUGGACCCUACAUCCUAAAUUCAGAUCUUUUGUGGAAAAUACGUGGUUAGAAGCUAAUGUGGUGGGUUGGGCUGGUUUCAAAUGUCUUCAGAAGCUCAAAAUACUAAAACUGGCAUUGAAGCAGUGGGCUAAAGAAGUCUUUGGUGAUGUGGAGCAUAAACUUAAUCAAGUUGAAGAGGAGAUUCAUGCACUUGAUAUAAGUGCUGAAGAAAGACCAUUAUCUAUGGCAGAGCAAGCUAGAAGAAGAGAGGCUAAAGGCGUGGCUUGGAAACUAAGUAAAAUGGUGGAAUGGGCAUGGAUACAAAAAUCCAGAAUCAAGUGGUCAACAUAA